Molecule: messenger RNA, 1246 nt
Organism: Didymodactylos carnosus
Lineage: Eukaryota; Metazoa; Rotifera; Eurotatoria; Philodinida; Philodinidae
Source: the annotation of a GenBank genome assembly
ACAGAUUCUGGAAGUAGACACUUCAGGCUAUCUUUCCAUGUGUGUAUCUUAAAACCGAUUUUUUGACCGAAAAUCACCAUUUCUGAGGGGGGGGGGCCCUUAAGGCUGGUUUGAGAGAAAAAAUAUCGCUCAGCCCACCGCAGCUGAGGGUGACAGUUACGCGUUUUAGCCGACUAUCCUUAUUCGAUCUGAAAUAGGCUGAUAUAAUAUAAUCUAUAAAUAUCUAGAAUGAUAUUUUGUUCUAGUAUGUGUGGCAUCUGGCUCAAAAAUAGCAUUAUUCAAUCGUUUACGUUCACAAAAUGUUAGCACGCGUUAUUUACACGUUGAAAACAAUAAUUUUCAUGCAAGUGCACACGAAUGGGGAUCAUUUUUUAUACAUUUAAUUGAUGAUGAACAAAGUGAAUCGGAAAAAUUUAGUUGCAAAGAUGGAUUUGUGCAAUAUGGUUCAACUGUUAAACUCGUAUGUUGUGUAACUGGAUUAGCAUUACCAAGACUGAUCGUGAGAAAAGUUGAUAAAAAUCGUGUAUUAUUAGAUUCAGACGAACCUGUCUCACAACUUCAUAAAUGUGCAUUUUAUUUUAAAGAUUCUGAUUUAUUAUAUUUGUGUUUAGUACAAGAAAAAAUUGUUCAAAGUCCGGCACGAACGUGCUCAAAAGAGCCAUUACGUCAAAUAAUAAAUGAUGGCGCGUGUUGGACAAUAAUAUCGACAGAUAAAGCGGAGUAUACGUGGUAUGAAGCAAUGGGACCAUUACCAUAUCAAGUAGCACCUGUACCUGUUGCUUAUUCACUUAUUGUUAACGGUGGCGGAGAAGCAGCCAUGAUUGAAAUAACCGGUGAUAAUUUUUUUCCUCACAUUAAAGUUUGGUUCGGAGAUGUUGAAUCACCAAAUACAACUGUUCGUUGUCAACAGACUAUUAUGGCUGUUGUACCAUCAAUAUCAGAUAUUCGAUCUGAUUGGCAAUAUGCUAUGCGACAAACUCAAGUACCAAUAUCAUUUGUGAGAUGUGAUGGUGUUAUUUUUCUAACUAGUUUAACAUUUACUUAUACACCAGAGCCAGCUAAACGUCUUACAUCACCGCGUUUAUCACAAAUUAUGCAAAAUCGAUCAACAGUUGGACUUUUUAAUUCUAUUCAAAAUCGACUGCAUGAUUAUAGGGAUGAUGACGAUGAUGAUGAUGAUGAUGAUGAUCACAAUUCUUGUAAUUCAGCACCAGCAACUUCGCAAAUGUUGGAUGAACUAUCUUAA